AUGGCGGGCUCUCAACAGUACAAAAAUGUCGAGAUACACUACGUUCUCAAGGCUAUUCACAUGAGAAUGCCGUCCGAUUGGGUUCGCAUGAGGUUCGAGCAGCGCUUCAACCGCAAGCUGAGUGAGAACCAAGUUCGUUACUUGAAGAACAAAUAUGGCAGAGAUCCCCGGUUCGGCACUCCUGUUGCCAACAGCACCUCCACCUUUGGAGCACCGAACCCACGGAUUGGACCAGGUUACUGGCCACCUGAUGACAUCUUGGCUAUCGACUACCAAGCUUUUGAAGAACGCGGUGACGACGUCGCCGAACCAAACCUCCGUGUUGUUGCUCCUAUUAGCGGCAUCAUGGCCCCAACGCCUUCACCCAUGGCUCCUCAUGUCCCCGUUGUUCGGUCUGGAGGCCCUGAUGGCAGUGAGCUAGCUGGAGCCCUCGGCGCCCAUACUACCUCCGUGACUGGCCAGAAGCGUGCGCGUGGCAAGGAUGAAGAGGAAGAGGUUGACGGCUUGACCGAAAAUCGUCUUCCAAACUUCCACAAGACAUCCCGCGUCGAUGCCUCUGCAAGCUGCACCGAUCACUUUUCUCGGCCGGAGUACUCUGCCGCCUUUCUGGGCCCUCCUCCCAUAUAUGGAAAUGAUACAAUGCUCUCAAGCGAUGGGGCUUUCACUCCUACUCCUCUUGGACCAGUUCUUCCAGCAUGUCCUCCUGUUGCGCGAACUCCCACAUUCUGCCUGAGUGGUCCAGUUCAUACCUAUGCACUUGGACAGGCAAACCAGUUACCCAUGAACUCCUUCCAUUACACUCAGCUCCGCCCCAUGGGACAAUGCAUAGCCAAUAACAUGUAUACUGAUGCUCUUACUUUUCAAGACGAUGCAUACGCCGAUGUGUCGGGUAGAACAAGACACGGCGUCCCAGGCGAUAUGAGCACGGUUCCAUUCUGUAACCGAAAUGCGAACUUUUCCUUCAAUGGUGGUUUUGGACAGCAUGUUUCUAACGACUUGAGCGUCCCCGGCCUUGGUUACCAGCAUGGCCCAAAAGGUGGUUUUGAUGGCUUUGGCCAGACCUCCGCAGUGCCAUAUCCAUGGGACCUCAACAGCACCUUCGUUCAUCCGUGUAUGGAUCUUUUGAACUCGACACCCAGUUUCCUUGGACUCGAUAACACCUCAGCUAUAGGCACACAAAAUUACACACCACAUCAAGUUUCUGAGCACUACUCCCCCUUUACGCCCGCCUCGAAUAUGACACAGCCGGCGGUAUCGCUCCAACCCGUCAGCAACCAAGUUCCGCAGCAGAUAUCGCUUGAUGGCGCAGCCGUCCCAGAGACGAAUUCUUGCGGCAAUCUAAAGACGAUACUCAACAACAACGGACUUGAUCAUGCGGCAUCCAAGGAAUAUAGAGAACGAUUGGACAGAGAGUUGGUAGAGAGUCUAUCUGUCCAUGGCUCUGAUACUAAUAGCCUGCAUUUCUUUUCCGACUUUCCUUCCUCCUCUAAGUGCGCUUUCAACCAGAAUUUCGAUGUCGCGCAUUUGGCCACAAAUAUGAACGCCUCUACAGCCAAAACUGCUUCUUCGGAUGAAGUAUUUGAGACAUACAUUUGUGAUCUUGAUCGCUCUACGACGGCCUCAACCGUCUGUACUCGCGCAACUUCGGUUUCUCAGCUCAGUGAGCCUGUCCAUAAAGAGAAAGAACACAACGAGAACAGGCUUGAGGUUGAACGCCCCAAGGAAAGUCUCACGACCAGCGCGGCUCAGGCUGCACUUGGCGUUUCUAGGCAAACAGAAGAGAAGUAA
Molecule: messenger RNA, 1788 nt
Organism: Metarhizium acridum CQMa 102
Lineage: Eukaryota; Fungi; Ascomycota; Sordariomycetes; Hypocreales; Clavicipitaceae
Source: RefSeq, a predicted model, not a curated record